Xiphias gladius (swordfish) is the source of this 2645-nucleotide messenger RNA. Its product is annotated as zinc finger protein OZF-like. Gene Ontology annotation, molecular function: RNA polymerase II cis-regulatory region sequence-specific DNA binding; DNA-binding transcription factor activity. Gene Ontology annotation, biological process: regulation of transcription by RNA polymerase II. The coding region runs from base 582 to 1712 and encodes 376 amino acids. Lineage: Eukaryota; Metazoa; Chordata; Actinopteri; Istiophoriformes; Xiphiidae. The record is from RefSeq and is a predicted model, not a curated record. The transcript has 3 exons.
GAACUGACAGUAGUUUAACUGGAGUCAAUAAUCACCUGUUUGUUUUAUUUUAAGUUAAUAUCAAAUGAACACGUAGCGGUAAUGUUGAACAUGACAUUACCUUACAGGGACUUUAACUUAGGAAACAUUUCAUUUAAUUUGUAAUUAAUGUACAGCCCACUUGUAAAUACACUGAACAAAUGACUGCAGAGCACCCAGGUUUAGCCUGGUAUGACAGAGAAUAAUUUAACCAUCAAACAAUUAAAUUAGACUAUGUAAAAGAUUUUAAAGCUCAAACCAAGAUUGGAUGUACAAUAGCAGUUUCCAAAUCAGUGUUAAGUGGGAAAUCUGGAACCUACACUGAAAUGACUUGCACAUAUUCUAUAGUUUUUUAGGUUUGGGAGAUUUUUGUGCUUUUUAAAUUCUUAUUUAGCUUGCCAACAUUUAAACUGAAUGUUGAUACCCUAUGUAAUAACAGUAAAAGUUAUGACCAGUCGAUGAAAGAACAAUUUCUCAAGAUUCCAAAGUUGCCCAAUACUGUGGGUGAAUGGAUAUGUAUUUAAUCAACCAACUGCUGAGUUUUUUCGUCCAUAAUCAUUAUUAUGAUGUCUAAACUUGAACGUUUGAAUGCUCGUGUGGCCAAGCUACUGGCUGAAGCGGUGCAGGAGGUUCUGGAGGUUGUGAAGGAGACGGUGUCAGAGUACCAGGAGAAAACUGCCAGAACACAGAGAGAGAACGAGAGUCUCAAGAGACGACUGCAGGAGCUCCAGGACAAGAUAACAAAAGAGAGCAAAACUGUUCUACCUGCAAGUGGACCAUUGCCUGAAGAAAAACAAGGCACAGACAAUCACGACUUGAGCCUCGCUGAGAGGCACGACUCAGGCAUCACUCUCACAGAGCAAAAGCCAAUAAGCAGCCACAGUCCUGACCACGACGUAAAGCAGGAAUGCAAAGAACAAGAAAGCUACAAUAAUACUGAAUCACAACAUGAGUGUAACUUAGCACAAACAUCAACAGAACAUUGCAAAGAACAACCUGAGGAAAGGACACAUGUUAUCGACGAGGCAGUGACUGUCCAAACAUUACACAGUGCAAACAGGGACACCAGUUCUGUCUCAUCUAACAAUCCGCACAGUACUUGCUCCAGUAGUCCGCUUGGGGUAACCCUGGCUACAAUCAAAAGAGAACCAGAGCCAACAGACUGCAUGAAAUCAGAACCGCUGCCUCUUCAAGAACAAUAUACUGGAUGUGUGGAUUUAAGCUGCAACUCCUCUCGUCAGAACUCUGCUGAGACUCUCAGGCCACAAGUUGGCACUGAACCUUACGGUCUUGUCUUUGUCCACCCAAAUCACAGCAUACCUAGAAGGCAUGGAUUUGUAAAAACCAACAGGGCUGCCUUUGAUGUGAGAAAAAUCAGGAGGGAGCACUUUAGGGGAGAUGACUCACACUUAUGUGUUGUAUGUGGAAAGACGUUCAGCAGGGUCGGGAACUUGAGAAUCCACCAGCGUUGUCAUACAGGAGAGAAGCCAUAUGGCUGCAUACAGUGUGGGAGGCGUUUCAGUCAGGCCGGAGACCUGAAAAAACAUAAGAGGGUGCACACGGGGGAGAAACCAUACUACUGCAACCAGUGUGGAAAGAGCUUCAGUCGAGGGGAGAAUCUUAAAAGACACCAAAAGAUCCACAUUGGAGAGACACUGCAGUUACAGCAAGCGUGGAGGGAGCAACAGUUGUGAUUGUAAUAUUAGACUCAUAAUCUCAUUAAAGUCAGCACACUUAGUUUGUGGAGAAUCUGUGAAUGAUAAUUCUUUGGUCUGUUUUUUUAAAUCAUAAACGACAGAAUACAUGAAAAGGCUACUCUCCUGUAACUAUUUGGGAAUUGUUACAAGGAGUUAUUUGCUGUUUAGGAUUUUCUGUCACUUGUGUGCUAAGUACACAAGUCUGUCCUUCUAAAAGACCUUUUCACAGCAAAUAUUUUGACAUUUCCUAACAUGAAAAGCACUGCAUUCAGUUUAGGUGAGUUAGUUCCAGUGUCCUGGUAUUGUGCAUACUGGCUCACUGUCAUUGCGUACUGGAAUGGAGCCAUUGUUAACGAAAUUUGUUAUACCUGUGCUUUCCCUGCUAUGACAAAUUAAAAUGUCUGCUGUGAAAAAGUCUAUCAUGAUAAAACAGGACUGUAAGAGGUAAUCACCUUCCCGAACAGGCUGAGCCUUUACAGAUGGAGAUGCAGUGAUAAAAAGGCAUCAGUAUCUAAAUUGAUUUCUAACCAAUAUAAUUUUUAGCUGACAAGAUUUGGGAAGCUGUGGAAUUUUUCCCAAUAUAACUGUUAAAUUAGCAAAAGAGUUUGAGUGAUAAAGUUUUGGAUUUUGGGAAAAAACAAAACAAAACACAUGCUUCAAAGGUCCUGCACACCCAUGACAUGCAUACAGGUGAUUUCACUUAUUUUGGCUAUUUAGAUGUUCCCUCGGGACUUUAUGACAUCACCCCUCACUCUCGUGUUACCUUAGUUGCACCUGCUGGUGAACAAAAAGUUACCCACUUCGGUACAAUUAUCAUUCCUAUUAGUAGAAAUAGUUUUGUCAAGUCUAAUCAGCCAGAAUAAGUGAAAACACCUGGUGCUUUUGAGAUGUUAGACAUUGACAUCUGCUUUAAAAAAAAAAAAAAAAAAA